Strongylocentrotus purpuratus (purple sea urchin) is the source of this 898-nucleotide messenger RNA. RefSeq lists its product as uncharacterized. The transcript is spliced from 3 exons. The record is from RefSeq and is a predicted model, not a curated record. Bases 287 to 697 code for a protein of 136 amino acids. NCBI's taxonomy places the organism in Eukaryota, Metazoa, Echinodermata, Echinoidea, Camarodonta, Strongylocentrotidae.
CGUGAACAUGAUAUCAUCAUGACUUUGUAGGCCGUAAUUGACAUUUGAAGUGCUCUAUUUUCAUUGUCUUCAUCGUAAUUUUUCAUCAUGAGAUCAGAAAUGGAAGAACAGUAACAGCCAAGGGUCCAUUGUGGAUUGAAAGGACACGCAACGAUCUGAGUGGAAACAGAACUGUAUACAAUAUAUAAAUUUGGUUCCCACGCGUGGCGGGAAAACUUUGCGGGUCGUCUGCUUCACAAAUAAAUUUCAUAUUCAGUUCGUCAUACUGCGAGAAGAAGAAAAAAAAAUGUUCCACACGUGUGAAUUCGGAAUACUGUCUGGUGUCUUACCGGGGGACUCCAGACUAAAUAAAAGGGACCGAUCGCAGAGAUGCAAUGAAUGUGACACGAUGUCAAAGAAGAUCAUAUCAGAAAAGGAGAUCCAGGAAUCUGUGGUCGUCUUAAAAGACAGAUUGCGAAUAAUGCAGAUCAUGGUUGACGACUGCGCCGACAUGUUCCAACAGAAGAAGAUCAAGAAAUGGAAAGCGGCAAGGCGACAAUCGCGUGAUGCCCACUACGAGUUGGACUGGAAUAUCAUCGGUUGUGUUCUCAUCAUUAUAUUCUGUUUCCUGUUUCGUUCUGUCAUAGCUCUUAUUCGCGGUCCUGUAGUUCUGGAACCUUGCAUUGAGCUAGAGCCCAUCGCAGAGCCCGUAAACUGAACCAGGAAAAUAAUACAAAUUUUAGUAGGCCUACAUGCAUUUGCCUGUAGGCCUAUUGCCUUCGCCUAUGACAGACUGGGAAGCAGGAGACAUUGCUAUUUUGUAUAUAUAUCUGAAUUUCUCCUUUGAUGGCUGCAUGGAAACAGAGCGUUUUUACACUAAUGGAAAGCAGGGGCAUCAAAUACUGGAGAUAUAGGAAUG